Molecule: messenger RNA, 1770 nt
Organism: Sclerotinia trifoliorum
Lineage: Eukaryota; Fungi; Ascomycota; Leotiomycetes; Helotiales; Sclerotiniaceae
Source: the annotation of a GenBank genome assembly
CUUCACCAACGCCCAAAUUUGUAAACUUUUGGCAAGGAUUUCUUGAAUCAUGAAUGUGAUUUUUGAUCUUUCAUAGGAAGAGCUGUGGAUGCGAAUAGUGGGCGAAAAUAAGAAGAAUACCAUCGUUUGCAAUCUUACGAGUAAGUGAAUAACCUCAUUGCCAAUUUAUCUAUAUUCAUCUACCCCACCCCAUAUUCAUACCCUGCAUUGUUACACGAUAAUAGCUCAAUUAUGUGGCGUGUUUGUCUACAGAGUACUUAUCAUGCACUGCAUUGGGUCUCUUCAUACACUACAACUACAAUCUUACAAUUUGGCUUCGAAUAAAUCGAAAUAUAUCUUCUGAAUCGAAUUAUUGAUAACUAAAUCGAGUUUGAAGCCAUAUAGAACAAUGGAUUCCCAAUCUUCUACUCCUUCGACUACUUCUUCGACUACUCCAGUCUCAUACCCAAUUAUCGACUCCCACAUCCACCUCUUCCCCGAAAGCGAAAUCGAUACUCUUGCCUGGAGUACCCCCUCAAAUCCUCUAUACAAACAACAUUCUCUCGAUGAAUACACCGCUGCCACAUCAUCUGCUCCUUCACUUGAAGGAUUUAUAUUUCUCGAAACAGACCGUAAGAAUGAUUUGAAAAGCGGGGAAGAAGAUGGUUCGGGUUGGGAAAUGCCACUUAAGGAAGUUUCAUGGCUGAAACGAAUAGCUUUGGGUCAACCUCGAGAAGGUGAAGGACAUACUGCGGAACAUGCGAAGCUUUGUAAGGCUAUUGUACCAUGGGCCCCCGUACCGAGUGGGGAGAAGGUGUUGGAGAGAUAUGUUAGGGAGGUUGAGAGGGAGGCGGAAGGGAGCUGGAAGUUGGUGAAGGGGUUUAGAUAUUUGGUGCAGGAUAAGGAGAGGGGGACUAUGAUCGAGGAGAAAUUUAUAGAAGGGUUGAAGUGGUUAGGGAAGAAUGGGUUUGUGUUUGAUUUAGGGGUCGAUUUACAUUCUGGUGGGAGAUGGCAAUUGGAAGAAGCGGUGCAGAUGAUGGAGAAGGCUCAUGAGGGAGUGGACGACAAAGAAAAAGUUAGGGUUAUUAUUAGUGAGUUUUCCUUCAUUAAUUCUCUCGUCACAUUUUCAUCUUGUGUAACAAUGCUAACAACAUUCCUUAACUAGAUCAUCUCUGCAAACCCGACUUCUCAAUCUACAACACCCAAACUGAUCCAUCUUUCCUCGCUUGGCGCACUGCCAUGUUCAAACUCAGCAAAUACAGUCAUACAUAUAUGAAACUCAGCGGAUGUUUUUCAGAAAUGCCAGAUGCUUUGAAGAAGGGUCCCAUAGAUGAUAUUGUUAUGGCACUACAACCAUAUUUAGCAGUGGUUUUUGCUACAUUCGGACCUUUUAGGACAAUGUUUGGAUCUGAUUGGCCGGUAUGUACAGUUGGGGUUGAGGGGGCUUGGGAGAAAUGGAGGGAUGUGGUCAUGAGGUUUUGCUAUCUGGCUAGUUUGAGUAGGGAAAAUCAGGUUAUGAUUUGGAGUGGCACAGCGAUUAAAGCGUAUAAUAUUGGAGAGUGAUUUUGAGGAUGGGAGAGGUGAAAUAGAUGGGGUGUCUGGGAAAGAGGGAAGGAGUAGAAGAUAGUACUUUGAGUAUUGUCUCAGCGGCUCUAUAUUUAGAUAUGUUGAUUCUUCAAAGAGAGUUUGGAAAUUUGGGGAAGAGGACAGAUCAUAAGUGAGGAUCAUUCAAUCAAGUAUCCACCUUCUUGCUGCGAAAAUACUAUACAUACAUAUACUCAACAUCGAAAG